Papaver somniferum (opium poppy) is the source of this 546-nucleotide messenger RNA. Its product is annotated as LYR motif-containing protein At3g19508. The record is from RefSeq and is a predicted model, not a curated record. Bases 83 to 334 code for a protein of 83 amino acids. Lineage: Eukaryota; Viridiplantae; Streptophyta; Magnoliopsida; Ranunculales; Papaveraceae. The transcript is spliced from 2 exons.
AAUACCAGGACAGAACUGGAACGAGUCCAGAGUUUGUUUGAGCGUACCGACACUUUGACGAUCUGGGAGAAAUCUCAGUAGAAUGAAGAAAGCUUUAAGCGUUUACGGUGAGAUUUUAAGGUUGGUCAGGAAAUUACCAAAAGAUUCCAGACCUUACUAUUCCAAAUAUGCAAGAGAGAAUUUCGUCAAUUACAGAGAAGUUGACACAAUUACUGAUCCAAAUAUCCUCGACGAACUCUUCAAUAGAGCUUAUAAUCAUGCCAUCUGGGUUCUCAAAAAGUACUCGGUGGAUCAAUCUGCAGCUGAGAAACUGAAGAAGAUCUGUAGCAAUUGAAUAGAUAUCUGAAUUUUGCGUGGUAACUGUUUGUUAAAAUUCUCCAAUGAGUGUCACUUCUGAAAUGUUUUGUGUGUUGUAUUAGUCUUCUUUGUUAAUAAUGUGAUGUAGUGAUUUGUCUGUGAAACUUUGUUAUCUGCUUCUAAGGCAUUUGAUAUUUUACACAAAGAACACAAUUUGGUAAAUUUUAUUUUCAUGAAUUUUAGAUAUGA